AUGUCCCAUUAUGGCUUCCGUGGUUUGGUGCAGAUGUGCAAGACAUAUUGUUAGAGAGAGUGUCCAGUGUGAUUCACAAAGGAGGCGUCAAUAUGCAACAAGGUCCAAACUGUUUAUACGACAGUGGUGUAGAAUAAUAACAUGCCUGUAGAAAAAUCCUUUUUUCAUAUUUAUACUUCCGCGAUAGUUAUACCUCUCUGUGUGGCACCAAAGUUAUUCUUUUUUUAAACUCUUUUUGCAGAGUGUGGGCAGUUUAUUUCCUCUUUUCACACCCACACUGUUCCCAAGGUGGGUCGCGACCUCAUACAGCCAGACCUGCUGGCCUACUUCUGAAGGCAGAGUAUUUUAUCACCCAUGAAGUGACCAAGCAAGCCGUAUUAAGCGACACUGCCAUCUGACAGCGUGUGUCAAGUUGGAGAGGGGGCAUAUACAGUAACACUGACACCGUGAAAAAGAACCGAGUUGAAAGUGUCUUCUCGGACCGUAUACUGUACAUUGACAGCUGGAAAGAACGUUUUAUUUUUCUGAUGGCAGCUCAGGCUUAGUGACCGGAAAAGAACUUCAACUAUAAGCUCUUGAAAUGGAUUACGAUUGUGAUACUGUUAAUUCAAUAGUACUUGACGUAACGCCACGGAAAACUCCUUUACAUGACCAAGUUUGGAGUGCUGCUAUUUAAAGCAAAGACACUACUGUCUUAUUAUGAAGUUACACGUACACAAUAUGCACAGUGCAAACUAUGUGACUGGUUAUGAGUUGCCUUUUGGAAUGAGCCCACAAAAAUGCCAGUUCUCUCCACGUUGCUGAACAUGUUUUAUGCAUUAUGAAAAAUAUUAUUACGUAUUGUAGCAAUAAUACACUAUGAUUCCUGCAAAAAAGAGUUGUGUGUCAGACCUUUAGGUCUUUAUAUAAUGUGUUAUGUUUAUUAUUAUAAAUCUUUGUGACUAUUUAUGUGCUUGCAACCGUAAACAUACAGCAGAUAAUAACGUAUUGUAAGUAUGUUUAUUAUGCAUCACAGACAUUGGUGCCAUAGACAAAGUUAAUCGUAAAUCGUAGCAUUUUUAAGAUCACUUAUUGAAUGAAAUGACCUCCACCAUGUAUUUCACUUUUCAGUGCUGCAGUUUCUCGUUGGUUAUUGGCUGGCGUACACAUAGAUAUCUCUGGUCGAUAAUAUGACGCAUCGGUCAGGCUGAAGCGUACUGGAUGCAGAUAAGCUCAGUGAUUGUGCUGCUUUUUUUCGCAGCGGAGAACAGUUUUGUGGCCGAAGGGUCUGCACAGAAGACACUCGUGUCUUAAUUGAGCAGCAUGCGAGGUUGCUGUUCAAGCCCAUUACCAGGUGUACGGAUUGGGAAACCAAUGGGCAGCCCAUAGACCAAUGAACACCUUUAUUAGCUGGGAGAGGAAUACAAACACGCUGAGAUACUAAAAACAAAAAAAAAACAUGCUGUCGGCAAAUGAGAUAAUGUCACCUUAUGCAUCUGCACUGGCAACGCAGAAGUAGCACAUGUAUGCACACGGAAGGGACAAACAUAAACAAUUUAGCUCAGUUGUUUGUGCUGCGAUUACUCAUGACCGUUUGAAUGUGUGUGUGUGUGUGUGUGUGUGUGUGAGUGUGUGUGACCCGUCUGCCUGCCGACUAGAUUUAGGUCAUGGAUGCUCCCUUGUGUCUGGGGAAAGAGCUAACAUCUGUGUGAGAUUAUUGUAAGGAGCAUUUGAUAAAAAAAAAUGACAUACAAAGGGGAACAAAAAAAACAUCUUAAUUAUUUCAUUUAUUUGUGGUUGUAUUUUGGAUUACAGUGUGCUGGAUUAGAGUGGAAAUAGAGCUCGAUGAUUAAACACAAAUACUGUAUGUGUCGAGCAGUUCCCUUGUUCCUCUCUGUAUUGUUAUUUUAGAAGUGUGUUUGACUUUUGCUGCGUUUUCCUCCCUUCUUUUUGCCGUGAUGAUCUUUUUACAAACCAACACCGUCGGGUAGUAAACGCUCUCCAUCGGUCUCGUCCUUGCUCGUUAGUGGCGCAAUAUAAUGCAAAAAGUCAGUGUUUGGAUGUGCGGAGUUGUUCUCCCGUAUUGAUUCCGUGAGCUCAUCUGUGCCGGCGGCAGCGUCUGGUUAACAAGGCUCUCAGAUGAGCUCGUGCACCACAUAUCCGGCUGCCACUCCCACAGCUAAAAAUACCCACAAAACUCUCUUUAUUUGUAAGAAUGAAAUAAGUAGCCGUUCAUCAUACGAUUCACUUUCAGCGUAUUGUAGAUGGAUUGCAGCCAUGCUGAUGCCAGAUGUUGAUUUGUCAAAGAUAAAGAUGUACUUCCAUUUUUUUUUCUGUUUUGUCUGAAUGCAAAUGAGUUUAAGUGUCAACUUACAGGCUCUAUAACAAAGGUCAAAGAGUGGUCUAUGGUGAAGUCAAGGAUGCAGUAACGAUAACAAACUCUCAUUUUAUGGUCAACAAUAGAGAUUAUAAUUAGAGACAAAAUGAAGUAAUCUUGGUUGUUGACUCAUUUCAUUUGAGAAAUAUCUGAUUGUCAUGAGUGGUCGUCACUCGUCAUUUGGGCUGACUGAGGACCUCCUUACAUUGACAUGAUCAUUUGGUUGUCUGACUGCUUAUUUGGACUUAUGAAGCUUUGUAUACUUAUGAUGUGUUUCUUUUUGCGCAUGUAAUGGUUUCACACUGGUUUCUGGGUUUGCAUGUUGUUGCAUGUUUUUGCAAAUACAUUGUUUAUCAUCACCACUGCUCGUCCAUCCAUUUAAAACACGUUUUCCAUUCUCACUGCUCUUUGUUUUGCUCCCAGCGAAGCCACGAGGCACCACAUAUACCUUGUGGAUUAUAAAUAGAACAUUGGAGUGUUUGUAUUGUUCUCUUUUAUGUUACGGAAAAUAUCAUUUCCUUUCCACUAAAGCUUCUUUUGAAAGUCUUCAACUCUCCUCAAUAUAAGAUAACUUUAUUUCAAUGCCUAUCUCUCCUGGCUGCCGAUGAUUGAAUUCCCUCCCUUCCAUUCUGUGCUUCUUCUCCCUCUUGUAUUAUAUUCUAUUGCCUGCAUUCACCGAUUUUCCAUUAGGAGUGCACAACUCUUUCGGGCUGGUGACCAUACGAGCAUUGAGGAGGCAGGCAAGUUUAGGGAGCAUUUUCAUGAUGGGUUACCCGACAUCAGCCUGCCGUAUAGAGAUGCAUAGUUUUCACAUGAAUGUGCCGUGAUUUAGGGAAUCAUCUCAUGCAGGGUGAGAGGGGUGAGGGGGGGGGGCUGUGGCACUUUAGUCUGCAUGCUCAGCUUAUCCAGAUUAUCCCUGUGCCACUACCACAAUCACCCAGACGCUACCAUGCAUACAGCACUGCGCGGCUGAUGCCUUUGUUUUAAUGUGGCAGAGACGAGAGCUCUGCCUUGUUGUUCCGUCAUCAGCAACUCCGUCACACACAGCACCAGCAAUGCAACAUAGCAACAGUGUGACGUUGAUGAGGACUCUGUGUGUGGGACACUGGGUAGAAAAACCAUGGUCGGGGGGGUGUUAUCUAGAGUGUGGCUAUUGAAUGGACACACAAGCCAUUCCUAUGUUGAGGUAUGUGAUAAUAAGUGAUCGACUGCUAGCUAGGCCCCAGGAUUAGCAUCUAAGAUCUCACACUUUCACCUGAGACGUUGCGCGUAAAGCUGCAGAGAUCAGGGACAACCACGUGGGGGGAGUGUUAGCAUUUUGCAAUCCCACAAGCCCAAACCCUGAGCUCAAACCUGGUCUCAGCAUUGGGUUUGUUGACGGGCACGUGUCUGGCGGCGGUCAUGAUGUCGACACCGGCUCUUUUGGACUCCUGGGGAUGUGGAGGGAGAUACUCUGUGGCCUCCAACAACGAUCUGUUGACGGCAGGGAGGAGAUUCAAGUAACGGUGGGAACCGCUGAGGGGUCUGGACACUGCAUACGUCUCCCGCAUGUUCUCGUUGGUUCCCUGCAGAGCUCACAUGGCAUUGCGUACGCAGCUCUUGUCAAACAAGCUCAGUCCUCAUACAUAACUGUGUCAAACUGCAAACAGAGCCCGUGUUGGUUUGCAAAUGUUAGUGCGCCCUCCUUUCAUUGGUCAGGAGAGCUCGCAGGCCGGUCAUUGGCUGGCUCCAGGCUGUGCUUCUUGACGUGAGUUUACGGUCAAUAUUUCAGUAAAGAUGAAUAAAAGCAAAGCUCUGUGAGCCCUGAGGAUUGAGCUGGUUUUCUCCCAACAUCUUGGCACAAUAAAGUUUAUUGAAGCAAUCCAGUUGCAGCCCAGAAGCCUCUGUUCCUGAAAAGUGAAUAAAAAAAAUGCAAUACUGUGGUAAUAACUAGCUACCUUGAGUGUCUGUGCUUUGAUCAAAGAGGAAGUAAUCCCUUGAGUGAUGUGCUUGGGAGCUUAUCGGCUAUAUAUACAACCAAAGCUCUGGUGACUGGUAGGUGAGAAAAUGCAGCUAUCUGACCUCUGACACAUGACAAGCUGGGAAGAUCAAAGGGCAGAGCUCUCAAAAGUUGCCUGCAUCGGUGUUUACAAGAAGCGCUGAUGGAGGAAGGAGAGGAGAAGAGUGCCACAGUGAAAGGGGAGAGUUGAACUUUAGAGAAGCAGCAAGGUAUUACAUUAAAGGGGCUUUAUCAGCUGCAGCCGCCUUAUGAGAGCGGUGCAGAGCGGCGGCCUGGAGCUAACCAGUGGAGUGUGCUCACAUGCACUCACAUACACUCACAUGCAUUCAAAGCAUGCACGGCCGGCCCGGCUAUGUCAACAAAUAAAAGAGAAGCUCCAAUAACAACACACACACACCCAGAGGGAGUAAUUGUCAGCUCAGGUAGACAUUACUCAACUUUAUCUUUAAAUAGCAAAUAGUUGUUUCCUGCAAUAAUAAUGUUCACAAUGUUGAAUACAGCUCGUUUGAAUAUAAAGCAACAGUAGGGAACUAAAACUAGAAAAGGUGCAAUCAGUAGAGUGCAGAUCUCUGGCAGGUGUGUCUGCAUUGAGCAGUAUUGUGCGAUUAAAUGAAAAAAUAUUUAAAAAAAUACAGCCCACAACUGGCUAAACCCCCGUCUACACCAAUAAGCCGUCGUAAAACACAUUUUAUUCAAACUCAAAAACAGGCGGCGAUGAAUGCAGGCAUUCAUCAUAUAGUCAUCAUACAGCUAUUUGAGUCGGAGUUCGUUCAGCCUUUAAACAGCACCACUGUGAGAGCAGCGCUGUUGAUUCAAUCAGGAGCAUCUUGAUUUGGACUCCAGGUUUCAGCUAUGGCCUGUCUUUACAAACGUUCCAGUGUAUAGACAUGUACACCUGCACAUACUGUACAUAAUCAUCCAAUCCAUAUCGGUGUUUAUUGUUAUUUUAUUAUUGGUCUUUUGUGCUUUUUAAUACUUGAAUAAUAUGUAUACUUGUCUUUUUGGGAACAUAACAGUCCUGUCGUUACCUUUAUUGUCCAGCUUUGUCGUCCUUGUGCCUAGUUUUUGAGAUAAAAAAAAAAAAAAAUACACAUACUUGGCCAAUAAAGGUGAUUUAAAAUGUAAAAUGUACACGUAAUGAACACGUAUGUAGUAUAGAAUCCCCGGUCUCAUCCCUGUAUGUGCCUGCUUACUUCCAAUCCUGGGCCAGUAAUGAUAAAAUACCAUUUUCUGAGAUUUACCUCAGAGUUUCAUUUCCUCCUGCGUUUUUUAUUUAAUUGAAUUUAAAUGAAGCAGUAGCUUCUGAAAAAUCCACUCUCUGCAUUCUGUGAGUCCAGGGGGCUUUAAGGUUGGGCCUCCUCACAUGCCCUGACACAGAAAUAUGUAAACACCCUCAUCUGGGGCCUCAACACAACUCCUCAUUGACUGUCGCCAGAGUCCUGUCUGGGGCAUAAAAAGUCAAAAACACAUCUAUAGCUAUAAGCUUUUUUCUUCAACCAUUCCCUUUCUAGCUUAAAGAAUCUGCUGUAAUUGAAAAUUAGUUUUUAUAAUUAAUAAUGUGGUUGUUUAAAUGAGUUCUGUACAUUAUGCAUAUUGAGCACUGUAGACAAUGCAUACCAUAUAUAUACAUGUACUCUGUAUAUCAAGCCAAAAAAAUAACAAGAGUUUCCCACGGAUAAUAAUAUAUUCAUAUACAGACUAUUUUCAGUUUUUAUCAUCCAUCAUCCAACACCGCUGAUCAGAUGAAUGAAAGGGUCAAUUUGGGCAUUCAUAUCAGCCGAUAAGGUAGAUUGUCUAACCGUGGUUUUCACAUGCCUGAGAGACAGAAAGCAGGCAGAAACGUCCAGUCAUGCUGCAUGCAUGUUGAAAGAAGUGACACAGCAGUUGGUGUUUGAAACCACGAUGUUGCCCGAAGGUCUGUGUGAGCAGAUUAUAGAGCUCCCCACCGUACGGGGGUUGGCUCACAGGAGAAAGGGGACGAGGCGUUGUGACUAUUACCCCACAUGCCCUCAGUGGACACAUGGACCCAGAGAUCCUAUCGGAUCUGUUGCAUGUUCUCUGUUUCCAAUUCAUGCUGCAUGUAGGUUAAGCUUCUUUUCUGGUGAUUAUUUUGGAAAGCGUUUUUUUCUUUCUGACCAGUCCGCUUAAAGCCUCCUGCGGUCUGUCUGUCAUCCCGGGAUGUGCUGUUCAGAUAGAGCAGCUUCUCUGUUGGUAGUUUAUUAUACAGUACGUCAAAAGCCCUUUUUGUUCUUUUAAUUGAGGGCUGUGAGCUGACAAUUAUAGGACAUGAAUUUGAAGCAAACGGAUGAGUCACUGAUGUGUGGGGAAGGUUUGGGACGUGGAUUUCUUCAAAAACAAACUUUUACACUGAAGUUACUGGAGAAGUUUGGCAGAACAGCUUGUUUCUUGUUUGUUCCGUUUCAAAUGUGGAAACGAAGACGGCCAAAGGAGUGAUGCGAUCGUUGAUUCAGGUGUCGGGUGGUUUCGUGGCGGGGCUUGUAUCUGGCUGAGCCGCACAGAAGCCUGCGUGUCAGUGAGAGUUGUCCUGCUUCAGAGGAUCCAGAGGAUCGGGGCAGUUUGUGAAAAUACGCAGCCGAGAGGCGAACACUCAGAUUGAGAGUAAUCCAUCUUUUUUGGUUGCUGUUUUUGUAAUCAAAGGAAGAUACAACAAAGAUUUGGAGUCUAUUUUGGUAAUUGAUUAAUCGUUUUCCCUCUUUCAAUUCCAGUAUUGGAAAGGUUGAGAGGUCUCCGAAGCUAUCCGACCAUCCGACUUCUGAAGCCUGGUGGCAGCGUAAAGGGUUGCAGGUUUGUGGUGCUCCUCGUUUGAAUUUCCUGCUGUUACAUGGUAACACGGAGCUGAAGGCAAGAGGGCGUUGAAGAUGGCAGUGUGGAUCCAGGCCCAGCAGCUCCAGGGAGAUGCUCUGCACCAGAUGCAGUCUCUCUACGGUCAGCAUUUCCCCAUUGAGGUGCGACAUUAUCUGUCCCAGUGGAUAGAGGGCCAGCUCUGGGAUGCCAUAGACCUAGAGAACCCGGCGGAGGAGUUCAAGGCCAAACGGCUACUGGAAAGUCUGAUCCAGGAGCUGCAGAACAAGGCCGAGCACCAGGUGGGAGAGGACGGCUUUCUACUGAAAAUCAAACUGGGACACUACGCCAGCCAGCUCAAGAGCACGUAUGACCGCUGUCCGCUGGAGCUGGUCCGAUGCAUCAAACACAUCCUCUACACGGAGCAGAGGCUCGUCAGAGAGGCCACCAAUUCGAGCUCUCCGGUGGGGGGGAUGAUGGACAGCAUGUCUCAGAAAUACCAACAGAUCAACCAAGCUUUUGAGGAGCUCCGCCUGCUGACCCAGGACACGGAGAAUGAUCUGCGCAAGCUCCAGCACAACCAGGAGUACUUCAUCAUCCAGUACCAGGAGAGCCUCCGCAUCCAGGCUCAGCUGACCAGCCUGUCCACGCUGCCCCCUGCUGACCGGCAGCUACGGGAGCCCGCCCUUCUCAAUAAGAGAGCCACUGUGGAGACAUGGCUGACCAGAGAGGCCAACACACUACAGAAAUACAGACUGGACUUGGCAGAGAAGCACCAGAAAACACUGCAGCUGUUGAGAAAGCAGCAGACCAUCAUUCUGGAUGACGAGCUGAUCCAGUGGAAGAGACGGCAGCAGCUGGCAGGCAACGGGGGCCCGCCGGAGGGAGGCCUGGACAUCCUGCAGUCCUGGUGUGAGAAGCUAGCAGAAACUAUCUGGCAAAACAGGCAGCAGAUUCGGAGGGCAGAGCACCUCAGACAACAGCUGCCCAUCCCCGGCCCCAUUGAAGAGCUCCUCAACGAACUCAGCAGUACCAUCACAGACAUCAUCUCAGCAUUGGUCACCAGCACCUUCAUCAUUGAGAAACAGCCACCACAGGUGCUAAAAACCCAAACCAAGUUUGCCGCGACAGUGCGCCUCCUAGUGGGUGGGAAAUUGAACGUGCACAUGAACCCUCCGCAGGUGAAAGCCACCAUCAUUAGUGAGCAGCAAGCCAAGGCCCUGCUGAAGAACGAGAACACGAGGAACGAUAGCAGCGGAGAGAUUCUCAACAAUAACUGCGUGAUGGAGUACCACCAGACGACAGGCACUCUCAGCGCCCACUUCAGGAACAUGUCUUUGAAGAGGAUCAAGCGGUCGGACAGGCGAGGAGCAGAAUCCGUCACAGAAGAAAAGUUCACCAUUCUGUUCGAGUCGCAGUUUAGCGUUGGAGGCAACGAGCUUGUCUUUCAAGUGAAGACGUUAUCACUUCCCGUCGUGGUGAUAGUUCACGGUAGCCAAGACAAUAACGCCACAGCAACCGUGUUGUGGGACAACGCUUUUGCAGAGCCGGGACGGGUGCCUUUCCUCGUGCCAGAUAAGGUGCUUUGGCCUCAGCUGUGCGACGCCAUCAACAUGAAAUACAAGGCUGAGGUGCAGAGUAACCGGGGCCUGUCGGAGGAGAACCUGGUCUUCCUGGCUCAAAAGGCCUUCAGCAGCUCCAGCAACAACCCCGACGACUACCGCAACAUGACGAUGACUUGGUCACAGUUUAACAGGGAAAGCUUGCCAGGGAGGAACUUUACAUUCUGGCAGUGGUUUGAUGGCGUGAUGGAGCUCACAAAAAAGCAUCUCAAACCACACUGGAAUGACGGAGCCAUACUGGGCUUUGUGAACAAACAGCAGGCUCAGGACAUGCUGAUGUCCAAACCCAACGGUACUUUCCUUCUGCGCUUUAGUGACUCUGAGAUCGGAGGAAUUACAAUUGCCUGGGUGGCAGAAAAUCCUAACAAAGCAGGUGAGAGGAUGGUUUGGAACCUCAUGCCCUACACAACCAAAGACUUCUCCAUUCGCUCUCUGGCUGACCGCAUCAGCGAUCUCAAUCACCUCCUGUUCCUCUACCCCGACAGACCCAAGGAUGAGGUCUUCUCCAAAUAUUACACCCCACCCCUCUCCAAAGCAGUGGACGGCUACGUGAAGCCCCAAAUCAAACAAGUGGUGCCCGAGUUUACGACAGCCAAUCCAGACCCAACAAGUGGGAAUCCAACCUAUAUGGAUCACGGCGCCUCCCCGGCACCCGUCAGUCACCCUCACACCUACGGCAUAUUCCCACCUAUGAGUGACUCUAUGUUGGACGCGGACGGAGACUUCGACCUGGACGACACCAUGGACGUGGCGAGGCACGUAGAGGAGCUCCUUCGGCGGCCUGUAGAGAGCCAGUGGGGCGGCCAACAGUCCUGACCCUUGACCUUUUAACCCGUGACAACACCAAACAAAACCCUGCUUCCCAACUUGCCCCAUCCGCAUUGACAUUUCUCAUGGUUUAAUUCCAUUCAUUUCUCUUUUCUUUUUUUCUUUUUUUCAGAUAGCUAUAAUGUGAAAUGUUCAUAAUGGUUGUGAUUUUUUUUUUUUCUUCUUUCUGUUCAGCAUGAGAGCAUGCAUGUCGGUGACUUCUCCUAUUUUUAUUUGUGUCCAUAAGUGUUUGUAAAACAGACUAGCUAUGAAACAAAACCUGCAGUGUUACAUUAUUGUGAAGAAGAAAAGGAAAGGUUAUUUCCACUUGAUUUUGAUUAGAUUCAAAGGAAAAUAUGCUACUGUAUGAAGUCAUUUUAACAGUUGAAUGUUUCUAUUUCGACAUAUUCUCUGCUUUGUAAAUGGGUCAUUGGUAUUUUGAUAGCGACGCUGCCCUUUGACAAAGACAAGAAACUUUCACAAAGAAUUUUGCUUUUGCUCUUAAUAACAUAAUCGGAGUCAUUGCUCUGCAGUCGGUUUUUUGAAUCCAUAUACACUAACCUAUAGGUUAUAGCACACACAUCAGCACGCGCUUAAGUGUACGAUGUAUUCCUUCUGAUGCGUUCACCAGCUGAAACACAGGAGGGGUGUUCAUUCACGGCGCCUCCCUCGAUCUCACAAGGCUAUACGUGUCGUCUGUUUGUACACAGAAAUGCAAACCUAAGCAUUUACCUAACGCUGCCUGCUUGUCCUCUCAGGUCCCUCUGUUCCCCUCAUCGAUGCUACCUCGCAUUAUCCUACUGACAGUCCUCGUUACCAUUGGUUCUCUUGUUGUUUCUGCGGCACGUUCACGCCGGUAGACGCGGCUGUUUGGUUUUGCUCUCGUGAUUUGUGUUACGCACGUGUGAAGAAGAUCUCCCCUGCUGCCCGUGCGGCUAACACUCUGUUGGCUGCUUCUGCGCUUGAAACAAACUCGCCUGAUGAAGUCCAGACGCAUGAAGUGUCACGUGUCCGGUCAGGUAUUCCUGAAUAUUCGGCUCCCUUAACUGACUUUUCCGCCUAUCCGUCCACUUGUGUAGCUGUGUGAGGACGCUGUGGCAAAAACCCGCCGUGCGCAAAAGUCUCUGUGUGACCUCAUGACCUGCACCAGCAGCUGAAAGUUGCGAGGCAUACAGCAGAUCCAUAGACGCUUAGGCUUUGACUGCACGCACAAGACUCACCAGCCGCUGGGCCACAUGCAGAACUCCAGGAUGUAGUGUCACCUUCUUUUGACUGGCUUUUGUUUUUGGUCAAGAUUAGUUUUCAGUGUGUGUCCGCUUUUUGCUACACAUAAAAGAUAACAAAUACAUUUGUUGACUGGAAAAAGGUUGAGACUAUAUCCCCCUCCUCUAACACACACACACACACACACACACACACAAUGCUGAAUAGAAAAUGUGUCAACAGCCUUGCACCUCAGGAAUGAAUCGCUUUGCGUCUCGCGUAUGUACAAGCCAAAUAGAAAAUGAUCAAUGUAUACAGAAUAUAUGAAUUUAUUUUCUCUAUCAUAAUUCUAUUUUAUUAUUGUUUCUCUGGCACUCCCCCAUAUUGAAUGUAACCCAUUUGCAUGUUGAGGAUAUUUGUACGAAAUACCGCCUCAGCCUGAGCAGAAGUUUCAAGUCUUGUGUCACCAGAAGCACCAGUUGAAAACGGACACCGAGUAGCUGGAAAUCAGAGAUGAAGAAGAAUUUAUGAUGUACUUUUGUGUUUGUUUGUCGGACAGACAUUAAUAUUUAAGAUAUUCCCUCGUCUUAUCUUUUCAUUUCCUCCUUCAAAUGUUUCUUUUUUUUGUACCUCUGCUAAUUUUGACAUCUCAAGCUAGAUGAGCUGUCCUGUGAUAUAUCCUUCAUUACCAGUAUCCUCAUUUUCUCAUCGAAGCUUUGUUCCACUGUAAAACGUGUUUUUUUUGUUUUGUUUUGUUUGUUGUUUUUUUUUGAUGAUGAUGAUGAUGAUGAUGAUGAUGUAGAUGGCGCUGUGUGCUGUUCGAUGUAUGUACCAUGUUUGUGGUUUGGGUUUAUCACUUGGAGGUUUUCCAAGAGAAACAGCUGUUGAGUUAAAAAGAAGAAAAUAAAGUUUUUUAAAUAAUUUUAACUAUUAUGUAAUUUAUAGCAGCAUUUAAACAUUUACAUACAUUUUAAGAUUUUGAUGUCACUACAAAAUAAAUGCUAUUUUUUUUUUUGUUAUGUGUGCCGGUCAACACCAUCCAUUUAAUCCCCGAGCAGCAGAGCGUCACGACAGCAGCUCGCCGGGGUUCAGCAGGAACGUGCAGAGUUCGUAUUGUGUGCAGCUGCAUCAGAUACAGGACGGGAGGCCACUCUUGAACGGGAACUACUAUUUAGGCACAGCUGGCAAAGAGUCACUGCAUGCUGCUGUAUCAUUAAGACACUGCAGCAUGUGAAAUGAGUCUCUACGGUUGAGGCCAAAAGGAUUUUAUGUUUAAAUGUUCGACAAACUAUUGCACUUACCGACACACAAUGAAAGUCAACUGCAGGUAGUCCAUAAUAGGUACACGAUGAUUGAUCCCUAAAUGAACAUCAUACAAAGUUGUUCAUUUAGUGUAUUGCAGUUGUGUCCAUGUGGAGGUGAAAACCUCUGACAUUUGAGUUGGAAGUCUGUUUUGCAUAUGUAUG
Molecule: messenger RNA, 12255 nt
Organism: Anarrhichthys ocellatus (wolf-eel)
Lineage: Eukaryota; Metazoa; Chordata; Actinopteri; Perciformes; Anarhichadidae
Gene: stat5a
Product: signal transducer and activator of transcription 5a
Exons: 20
Coding region: 7235-9595 (786 amino acids)
Biological process (GO): signal transduction; regulation of DNA-templated transcription
Molecular function (GO): DNA-binding transcription factor activity; DNA binding
Source: RefSeq, a predicted model, not a curated record